AUGCUGUCUCUGGAACUCGUCCUGCUGGCUGCUCUUCUCCUGAGGGGUGACAGUGCAGGAGCCACCCAGGAACACAUCUCGUUCCACAUCAUCCAGACCUCAUCCUUUGCCAACCACUCCUGGGCACAACAUCAAGGCUCAGGUUGGCUGGGUGAUGUGCAGACUCAUGGCUGGGACAGCGAGUCUGGCACGAUCAUUUUCCUGCACACCUGGUCCAAGGGCAACUUCAGCAACGAGGAGCUGAUAGAUCUGGAGCUGCUAUUCCGUGUCUACUUCAUUGGAUUAACUCGGGAGACUGAAGAAUAUGCCAGUCAACUGCACUUUGGAUAUCCUUUUGAAGUACAGGUGAGAGCUGGCUGUGAGCUACAUUCUAGUGACAUUGAAAAAGCCUUCUUACAGGCAGCUUAUGAAGGGUCAGAUUUCCUGAGUUUCCAAAACCUGUCAUGGGUGCCAGCUCCAGAGGGUGACAGCAGAGCCCAGAGUGUCUGUGAUCUCAUGAACCAGUACGAAGGCAUCAAGGAAACCGUGCACAGGCUCCUCACAAACACCUGUCCCCGAUUUGCCUUGGGUCUCUUCGAUGCUGCGAAGGUGGAUUACAAGAGGCAAGUGAGGCCGGAGGUCUGGCUGUCCACUGGCCCCAGUCCUGGUCCUGGCCGUCUGCUGCUGGUGUGCCAUGUCUCCGGCUUCUACCCAAAGCCUGUGUGGGUGAUGUGGAUGCGGGGUGAGCAGGAGCAGCGGGGCACGCAGCGAGGCGACGUCCUGCCCCAUGCUGACGGGACGUGGUAUCUCCGAGUGACCCUGGACAUGGAGGCUGAGGAGGCGGCCGGCCUGUCCUGCCGGGUGAGACACAGCAGUCUAGGAAACCAGGACAUCAUUCGGUACUGGGGACACCACCUUUCCUGGUACUUGAUCCUGUUGGCCGUGAUAGUGCCCCUAAUUCUUCUGAUAGUCCUUGCAUUGUGGUUUAAGAAGCGCUGCUCCUAUCAAGAUAUCCCGUGA
Messenger RNA from Odobenus rosmarus divergens (Pacific walrus), 999 nucleotides. RefSeq names its product CD1c molecule. Gene Ontology annotation, biological process: immune response; antigen processing and presentation, endogenous lipid antigen via MHC class Ib; positive regulation of T cell mediated cytotoxicity. Bases 1 to 999 code for a protein of 332 amino acids. The record is from RefSeq and is a predicted model, not a curated record. The transcript is spliced from 6 exons. Gene Ontology annotation, cellular component: external side of plasma membrane. Gene Ontology annotation, molecular function: endogenous lipid antigen binding; exogenous lipid antigen binding; lipopeptide binding. Lineage: Eukaryota; Metazoa; Chordata; Mammalia; Carnivora; Odobenidae.